AUGGAAGGGGAUAAAUGUGGCGUUCGUAUAACGCCUCCGGUGCUAGAAUUCUAUGAUGCCGAAGUGGACACUGUGCAUCAACUAAAUGUCACUGUCAAAAACACAAGUAAAACCAGCAAAAGCAUUCGUUACUAUGGCCCGAAAACUAAGUAUUUUCAACUGAAAGUAAGGAACCCAAACAAGCCUGUAGCGCCAGGCCUAUGUGUUCCUGCUGUUGUAGAAUUUGAAAUCAAAGAGGAGAAGGAAGUUACAGACAGACUUGUUGUCACAGUAGAUGGGGAUGUUAUUGAAAUACCAUUGGUGGCGUAUCCACCACAACCUCUGCUUGAAAUUGAACAAGUUGUAAACUUUGGAAAUCUAGUGGCUAACAGUAAAACUGUUUCACAUGAAAUAUCCUUGGUCAACCAUGGCUCAAAGGCUGGUGAUUUUAAAAUCAAGUACAGCGGGGACAAGCCUAUUGCCAUCAUGCCUAGCAGUGGGUCUGUACCCCCUAAAAGUGUACAGAUGAUAAAGGUUGAAUAUGUCACUAAACAAGCUGGAGUUUUUGAAGAAGUGGUGAAGGUAAAACUUGAAGGGAAGGAAACUAAAAACCUUGUGAUAAAGGGAACAUUAGUAGACAGAACACUUGAGGUGCUGGCCAUGAAUACUCACCAGCCAGUAGAAUGUGUGCGCUUUGGAAGCACUUAUUAUGGCUCUGACAAAACAGAAUGUGCUUUACUGUUCAACAAUGGACCAGAACCUGUCAACUUUGUGGCUGUUCUGGAUGAAGAUGCAGUUGCACAAGAAAUGGGUGUGGACUUGUCCAAGAGUACAGUGGAUGCAUUGGCUGACCAGGAUAGGGAUGGCAUUGAGAAACCCCAGGGUACAACAAAUGUGCUGACCUCUCUCAUUACAGCUAUCCCUAACCAGGGCACACUGAAGCCCUAUGAGAAGAUACCAGUAUUUUUCAGGUUCAGUCCUAGAUGGAAUGCCUCAAAGGAGGGAUGGAAGGGACAGAAGAAGCCUCCCCCCAGGAAGGACUUUGCCCUGUUUAUGAGGAUUCAGAUUGUAGGAUCAAGCACAGGAUUUAGUUCCAAAUCACCCACUAAAUAUGCUGAUGGUUCAUUUGUGGAGGUUGCUUUGACUGGUACAGCAUUACCAGUACUGUUGUCAGUGUUGCCCUCUCUGAAGUACGACUUUGGGGAGUGUCCUAUAGGGGAACAUGCUGAUGUCCUGUGUACCAUUAAAAAUGAGUCGUCUGAUCUAGCCACUACCUUCCAGUUCAGGAGAGUGGCUCACUUUUCUACACAUCCACCUAGUGGAAAAAUCCCAGCAAAUCAAUCUCAGGAUGUUAUAUUCUCCUUUUCUCCAAAACAAAUUGGUGGCUUCAAGACAACCCAGAUGCUGGAUGUGAUUGGUCAGGUGGCAGACAACCAGAACCCAACAGUUGUCAACUUACAGGUCAUCAGCUCCUUCCCUCUGACCUUCCUCGGCUCCAGUGACCCUAUCUUCAAAAAGAAGCAACCCAAGUAUAACCCAGGUAUAACCCCCUACAUUAGCAAUGAGGUGGGUAUGUUUGUGGACACCACAUUCUCACAGCUAGACGAAAACCCCAGAAAUGCUGUAGCGGGAGGUUUAAAGCCAAGUCUCCAUUCUCAAAAAAAUGUUGACCCUACAGACGAUAAUGCCAGAGUGUCUUUCCCUAACGACAGAGCGACCAGCAUUCGCCCAAGCGAGCGGGGCGAGACCUAUAAAACUAUCUUUACCAAGACAAAACGUCAUAACUAUGUUGACCCUGACUACGCCCUUAAUCUAAAUGAGGAAGCCAGUAAAGUGAGCCAUCGUAACAGCUAUGUUGGUAUGCUUCGUCAAAUGAGGCAAAACCGCCUUAAUCAGAUUAAAUCAAGAGAAUUCAAGGAUACCAACAAUAAACUGGACAUAGGGAUAAAGUCUGCGGCUGGUUUGAAGCCAAAACGUCUCACACAGAUGGAGAUCAAACCAGAUCCUAGGAGUCCCACUCCACCAAAUGCAGACUUUAAACUCUUGAGUACAAAGGAACUUUCUGCAGCAGAAGCUGAAACUCUUACUAAAGAGGCUUGUGAGGGUCUGAAUGCUGUGCCAACAACUAAAGUGGAGAAGCUGGACUGUUCCAAGGUCUUGUCACCUCAGAUGUUACACCAGAUUAUUAUAGGUCCUCCAACCUUGGACUUUGGUCAGGUGUGUCUGCGGUCAGUUUGUACCAAAAACCUGUCCAUCAUCAACAAUUUAGACACACAUAUACAUAUUGUGGCAGAGAUUGACUGUCGCGAGCUUAGGCAGAGCAGUCCUUUGUCCCAAGUUGUUCCUCCAAAAUCCAAGGCACAUCUCCCCAUUGUGUUUGAAUCCAACUCUAAAGGAAAGUUUCAGAGGUCAGUGUCCUAUACUGUAAAUGGACAUUACAAGCACCAUGUCACCGUGGUGGCAGAAGUAGUUCAUGUAGCCCUGGAACUCUCGACUGACCAACUCAUCCUCACACCUGCAUUUGGACUCCCAGCUGAAGCAGAGUUCCGUGGAGUGAUUACACUGUAUAAUAAUCUCAAUUACCCAGCUGAGUUUACAUGGGCCCCUAACUUGGGGGACAGAGGGACAGCUUUCUCCAUCAGACCAGCUACAGGAAUCGUGGAUGCCCACAAAGAUCUUGACUGUGAAGUGGUGUGGCAUCCCUCAUUCCUCGCCCCCGAAGAUGGGUCAUUCUCCCUCAUGGUUCAUGGCGGCCCCACCCUGCAGCUCCAGUGUAAAGUUGAGAUGGGAACACCAAAUGUCCAGUUCAUGGAGAGGAGGGUAAUGUUUGGACAGACACCGAUUAAUCUGACCACAAUAAGGAGUGCUCUGCUAGCUAACACUGGUCAACACCAUGCCUAUUUCCAGGUGAUUGACUCCAACCCGUUCCCUGGCCUGAUGGUGACUCCUUUACAUGGAGUGGUGCCUGUUGGAGGCCAUGCUGAACUCAAAGUGCAGCUGACUCCUUCAGCCAUCCUCAAGUUUGACACAAAAGUUCAGGUGGCCAUCAAGGGGGGUAAGGUGCUGGAGUUACGGAUGGGUGGCACUGUGGAGCCACCAACUGUGGACAUAGACAUGGACUCAUUUAACUUUGGCGGUGUGUAUUGUGGAUCUGGAGCAACCCUCCCAUUCAAGCUCACAAACAAGGCAAUUACAAAAGUGAAGUUAGAGCUGGAUUUGACAAGAUACAAAGACUUUUCUCUCAAUUUCUCUGGCUACCAAACUCAAGAUGAUUACAGCUAUCAGAUGUUGAAUCCGGGGAUGUUCACUGUGACCAUGGCACCAGAGGAAACCAUUGAAGGAGAGAUAAUCUUCACCCCCACUGAGGUGGCAGCUUAUGACUUCAUCAUGCCUGUUAUAAUAAAUCAGAUUGGGGCUCCAUCUCCAGCCCCAACCCCUUUCCCUCCAACCCCUGCCCCUUCAAACAAGAACAGCAUACAGCAUAUUAUUAACCCCCGCCCCCAGCCCCUGUCCAUUGCUACGCCAAGGAAACAUGUCAUUGCUACUGCUCUGCGGCAGCCACUACAGUUAUCUUCCAACAAGAUUGAGUUUUCAUUGCCUUCGACUUUUGAGGAUCCUACAGCCUCCACUGGACUGGGAGUAUCUAAGGGUACCGUGCUUGUUAACAACAGCGACAAGCCCCUGAAAUGGGUGAUGGAUCUGAGUGCACCAGUGAAGGCUCUACAGGAUGGAAUAAUCAAAUUUAUCCAUCCAUCUGGAGUACCAUUUGUGGUUAUGAACCCACAGGAGAGUAAAGGCAUUGAAGGCAUUCUAGAGGCUGGACAGACCCAGCAUGUUGCUGUCUUAUUCUGUCCUACUGAACCAUGUCGCCAUGAGUUGGUAAUCCCAAUUCUGAUCAAUGACCUUGAGAAGCCUUACCAGUACCUUCAGGUCAUCGCAGAGAUGAAAUCUCCAAAGCUCUGGUUUGACCCUUUGGCCAUUGUUAUGACCCCUGUGCCUCUUAUGACAGAGGUUUCCACAGAAUUCACCGUUUUGGCUGGACAGUACAGCAAACCUUCCCAUAUCUCCGUGAUAACACCAACAGUUGAAUGUGAGGACGGCAGUACAAUUUCACCGAUCAGUGUUGUCUGGCCGGAGGGAUCAGAAGUAAGUCCCUGCUGUGGAGAUGAUGGACAGAUUGAACCUUGUGCUCUGCCUUGUAAACUCAUCUUUUCAAGCCCCAAACCAGUCUCCUUUGCAGAACCUAUCUUGUUUGUGGACUCUGACGACCGCAAAUUUAAGUUGGUGGUGAUGGCGACAGCUGACAAUUGUCUACUAACUUGUUAUCACUUCCUCGCCCUCCAUAGGACUGAUCACCAAAUUGUUUGUGAACCGGGUGCAUCACCCAAGGGUCGAAAGUUCCUGACAAACGAAAACAUCAACGGAGGGGAGGCUGUGAUUGUCCCAUGCGUGUCUCCCACACACAACAGUCGUCCCAGUACCAGUGCUACUAGCUCCAAUUUCCAGAUCUCCUCCUCUAGCUAUGAGUCUUCAGGCAGUGUAACAGAUUCCACAGAUGGCAGUACACCUAUAAAUCGGGAGGGUGCUAUGAACAAGCCUCCAUCUGGCUCUGAGCAUGCCAUGAGUCGCAAUCAACAGGACCUUGCUUCACGCUCCUUGGGCUCUGCCAUGUUCCCAGACGAAGAUUCUGAAGAGGGAAUAUUCCACCUGGAGGUUCUCCUGGCAGUCCAGAGAUGGUACUCGUCACAAGGUUGGCCUUCAGGCCAGUUUCCCAUCAGUAUUCCACACUCACUCAGGAGUGGUAUCAGCAGGAAGCCAAUCAACGAUGACAUGCCAAAGCAGGCCAAGGCUGGUAGUUGGGAUACUAAUAACCUGAAGAAAGAAUUCAAGACUAUAUAUGAUAUGAUGUGCCACCUUUCUGGGCGACCUAUACCUGGUAUUCCACUCAAUUCACCUUUACCCUCUGACCCCAUAGAGCGAGUCAAACAGGUGUACUGGCAGCACUCAACAUUGCUCACAUUCCUCAAGUGUCAGGGUGCCUGUGUAGCUGCCAUUAAACCUGAGUACUUGAUGGAGCCACGUGACUAUCACCUGUGGAAACAGAUGCAAAAGCAGCUGAAACUGGAGCUUGUAACACAGGGGGAGGAGGAGGAGGCCAAGAAAAUGGAUGAUGAGGAGGAGCUGGAAGGAGAUGUGUUUGAGGCUGUCUCAAAACGAGCCUGGACAGACAUCCUUCUACAGCUUCUCAAGUGUGUAGUCCUGAGCAAGGUAACUCCACGAAGCCUGAAAGGUCUUGUGCCUCCUGACAAGAAUGUUGAGAUGCCGGAGGUGAAUCCUGACCCACUGAGCAGCAACAUCUACAGUGUAGGGGAGAGAAUUAUCCUCACUUGGCUUAAUCAUCAUUAUGAACACUAUAGGACACGUAUCUGGUCAAACUGUAGUAAGGGAGGGGUACCUCCCUCACGUUGGAUUGUUAACUAUGACUUUGACUUGUUGGAUGGACUGGUGCUGGGAGCUGUCCUUGGGGCUCACAUGCCCUUCCUGAUUAAGACUCAUCUUCAGGAUAUGUAUACAAACCCUGCUACAGCAGAACAGUGUCUCCACAAUGCCCUCAAGGUUGUCAAUGCCAUGAGAUAUGCUGGCCUUGACUACGACAUCCAGGCGAUUGACAUCACAGACCCUAACCCUAUUGCCUUGUUAUUGCUGUGUGUAAAUCUGUACCAGCGACUGCCUCAGUACAUUCCUAAGGCCACGAUAGACUACUCUGGUAGUCUUCAUGCUACAGUGACGAGACAGGUGAAGCUGAGUAACCCCAGUGGUAAGACGCUGGUAUACCAAGUACUGAUUGCUGGACAUGAUGCUCGUGACUUCAGAAUCCCCAAAGGAGACUUUGUGUCUAUUGCUCCAAGGUCCACCUUAUAUCUCAAUGUUGAUUUCACAAGUCGAUUUCUACGCCCAGCAGAGGCCACACUUGUUCUGGUAGGACGACGUCAUGGUUCAUCAGUUGGGACAACGCUGACAUUCACUCUCAGAACUCAAAUAGAUAACAUCACACCCAAGGUAAGACUGAUAUCACAGAAGAAAACAGAAGAGUACACAAUUAAGUGUGAGUCACCAUGUUAUGAGUUAGAGAAGAUCCCUAUAAAUGUCCGGAAUCCAUUUAAUGAGGCUGGGGACUUCAGAAUUGUCCUGGUCGAGGCCCAGUCCAGUCUGCUUGAACCAGGAAAACCAACAUCUCUGCUAAAACCAAAAGAGAAAAGGAAACGAAAAGUACGAGCUCGUAUUGAUCAUGGUCAAAAGCGCCCAGAAACUCCACCCACUCCUCCACCAAAACCACCAGAGGAAACAGACAAAAACAGUGGUAAGUUGUUGGAUGACCAGGUGUCAAUGAGUGCAUUCUACAGUCCCAGCUCCAGUGUCCACCUGGAUGCAAAGGGCUCGUCCACUGUGGAAAUCUACUUUUUACCAUUCAACAUUGGUGACCGACAGGUAUCUGUGAUAUUCCUCAAUGAGUCAAUCGGGGAGUUUUUGUACUCAGUGGAGGCCACAGCCACCCUGCCACUCCCAGCAGUGGUGCCAUUCAUUAAAACACCCCAUAGUGUAAGGAUCAGCAGUGCUGCAGCAGCAGGUACAGGGCGUGGUCUGUUCGGUGGGGAUGACCGGGUUGUGUACUGGAAGUGUGAGUCAGGUCAGACACUUCAAGAGACGCUCAAGGUCCCAGUCCUCAACAAGACUAAGGAGAAGGCCCUACUGAUGGCUGCCCAACAGCACAUGUCCUCCAUGGAACUCCAGCGACGGCAGAUUACGGGAACCCUCAAAACGUGUAGUGUCACCUCGAAAACAAUUUCUCUGCUCACCAACAACAUAGCACAAAGCAUUAGCCGUACUUCAAAGCCCAACAAAUCUCCAUACGAGACCGAGUUUACUGUGGAAGUAGACUCAGAAUUCUUCAGCCUCCCCAACAAACUAACAAUGAGACCUCCCCCUUCAUCACGAUCCCAAAGCGCUUCAGCUACAGACUACCAAGGGAAGGAGCCUUUUAUGGAGCUGCCCAUCAAGUUCAAGGCUAAGGAACCAGGUCACUACCCCUGUCAGGUGGUCCUGAGGGGCUGUGACGAUGUCAGGGUCUACAAGAUUGAGUGCACAGUCAACCCAGAGGGCAGCACUGCAGAGUUACAAUUCAAGACACCAGUUCAUCAGUCAGUCUCACAGGAAAUACCAGUUGUGAACAUGACAAAUCAUGACUGGCCACUGAAGGCGACCAUAGAGGGAUCUGGGUUCUAUGGACCCCCUACAGUGCUGGUAAAGGCAUACAACCCAACAACUUACCCACUGGUCUUCAAACCUCAGAAUGAGGUCGAGGUCAAGGGAAAGCUGGUACUUACUAACACUGAGGACGGUACAGAACACAUCUACCACCUUCACGGUCAUCCAGAGAAACCGCUAGCUCUUGAUCACGUAGUCAUCAAAUGUGAUGCUAAGAAAAGCACGGCACAUAUCUUAAAGAUUCCAAAUGUUACCAAAAAGAAAAUGUGUUAUAGAGUUGAGUCUGAUCUGCCUUUCCUGAGUGGAAACACUUCCCUGACCGUGCUCCAGGGUAAGACUGGGGUGUACAACAUGUCCCUCACACCAUCCAAACGUGGUAUCUACAAGGGCAUAGUGGCCUUCAUCGCUGGCAAAAACCCAGUCAUUGAGAUAGAUAGUGACGGAGAUGAAAUUCCAGAAGAUGAGGAUGAGGAGAGUAGGAAAUACUAUGGUUACCGCAUCUGGUACUCCCUGGAGGUCCAUGUGAAACCCCCACCACCAGAGCGCAUCAUGUCUGUCGUCUGUGCUUGUCAGAAAAAAGCUGUGAUAGAAGUAAUCGUGCGGAACCCCACACCUGACAACAUCACCAUUCAAGCCCAAAUAGAGGGACGCAACCUCUCUGGGCCCUCCAGUAUUUCUUUGGACGCUGGAGAAAAGGAUGUGUACACUGUAACAUAUGCUCCAGCUAUUGUUGGCAAACAGAGAGGAAGUCUGAUAUUUUAUCAUGAGAGCGUGGGAGAGUUCUGGUACGACCUUCGCCUUCAAGCUGAGCCCCCACCACAGACCACUCUCCCACACAUGGAGUGUGAUCUUGGACGUUGGACGAAACAGACUAUCAUGUUGGAGAACCCAACAGAUGAGACCUUGGAGUUGAUCCCAACAAUGUCCAACACCAAUAACUUCUCAUUGGAACGUGACAAUGAACGCCCACUAGUGCUUCGACCACGAUCUUCUAUUGAAGUGCCUAUCCACUUCAUGCCAUCCACUCUAGGUCAGGGUGACCACCUGACUAAGGUCAUAUUCAACAGUGAACAGCUUGGUGAAUGGGUGUUCAUUGCCUCUGGGACAGGACUACUGCCUCUUCCCCAGGACCCGGUCAGUGUGUUUACAGAGGCCGGCUCCAACACCACCCUUAUCAUUCCUUUCCGUAAUCCUAUGGACCAUGCUGUCUUAGUGGAUAUCUUACUUAGAGACACGAAUUCAGAGAUUGAUGGACUGAUGAAUGGACAAGCAAGUCCAUCUAACAAAAUGGCUGAUGACUCGGCAUUCUGCUUGCUGCUCAAACACAGACACAUGAUCCGAGUCGGACCUAAAUCCACAUUGGAUAUCCCAGUGUGCUUUGCUCCAACAGAGAUGAUGAAGUAUGAUGCUCUAUGUACAGUUGUAGUACGGAAGGAGGAUGGCGGAAAAUGGCAGUAUGCUCCUAGGGAUAGUGAAGGUUACCAGUUGGCGACCACUGGUAGCGAUGGCCUCCAGGAGAUCAGAUGGGUCUAUCCCAUCAGUGGCAUUCCUGAAUCCAAACCAGCUAAGGACACCCAGGGGGCAGUGAUUGAGUGCAAGGCUAGAGACCGUGUGGAGGAAAGGUUAGAGGUCACACUGGCAGGUGUGGCCCCAGCCAGCUCUGGGCCACAACGAAGCAUUCUUACCAGAUCUGUUACACCAAAAGACCAGAAACCCAAGAUACCUGAUGGAGUAGUGAUCGGAGAAACAUUAGCCACAGCAGAGGAAUUUGUUCAUGAGCUGGGAUUCUCUGAUAACGAGGCGCGGGAAAACCUUCAGAAUUCUGUGGCAGUGAAGUUGGUUCGUCAACAACGUGAUACUAGUUCUGGCUUAGUCAUUCUUGUCUACAAUGUUGUUUAUGCACCUUUCAAACCAAUGAGCCACAAUGUGGAGCUGGUAGUAAAAGCAGCCACAGGAGGCUUGUGGCGGUUCCCUCUAAAGUUUGUAGCAGCAGAGCCUCCAUCUGACGACACCAUUACCAUUGAAGCUACAGGACUGAACCAGGAAUCUAGUGUAGGCUUCCGACUCACCAGUCAAGCUAAACACCCAGUGAUAUAUAAUGCUUAUUUCACUGCGGGAAGUGAUCCUGAGUUUGUGGUAAGCCCCCAGUCUGGAGAACUCCUACCACAAGGGACCAAUGGAACACUGGUCAAAAUCAAUUUCAAACCAGCAGUCUAUGGUAAACUGUACCAGGCUAAACUCAUAAUACAGACACCAGACAUGCAGUGGAGCUACAAUGUAAAGGGGGUGUUACCCCAGUACAACCCACCUCGAGGAAUUUCCACCCAACCCAUGGCUGGACCGCAUCCUGACCCUAGACUCAGAAUGGAACGUGUCAAUUACAUCCGUGAAAACAUUCGUUUGCUAACAACUGCAGUGUCAUCGCCAAUCAAGGGAGCAAAUCUAGUCCCUCGGAAACUUGUCCAGUUUUCAUGAUGUGAAAAAAACCAUCUAGUAAUACAUAUCAGAAGAAAAAAUUCCAAUGAAUACAUCAGGACCAAUGUUUUAAACUGUGUUGGAAAGUAAC
This is a messenger RNA of Ylistrum balloti, 9811 nucleotides long. RefSeq names its product cilia and flagella-associated protein 47-like. Gene Ontology annotation, molecular function: protein binding. The transcript is spliced from 60 exons. The record is from RefSeq and is a predicted model, not a curated record. Lineage: Eukaryota; Metazoa; Mollusca; Bivalvia; Pectinida; Pectinidae. The coding region runs from base 1 to 9720 and encodes 3239 amino acids.